AUGGUCGCCAAAAACCACCUCCCCGUCGAUCUAAGCCAAUUCAAGAAGCUCAAGCUCGACCCGAAGAAUCCGAAGCUCUCCGACCAACAGAAGCAGGAUCUUCUACACAACAUCAAUGUGUUCCGAGACGCUAUCGUCGCCUUCACAGCCACCGGUUCCGCUCGGGGACUGGCAGGCCACACCGGAGGCCCCUUCGACACCGCCCCCGAGGUAUGCAUUCUGUUGGCAUUCAUCAACGCCAACCCGAAUGGCUUCGUAGAUGCCAUCUUCGACGAGGCCGGCCACAGAGUCGCCACGCAGUAUCUCCUGGCCGCGUUGGAUGGCAAGAUCGACCCCGAUCACCUGCUGAACUAUCGUGAUGCGAACUCGAAGCUGCCGGGUCACCCGGAGCUGGGACUCACGCCCGGCGUGAAGUUCAGCUCGGGCCGUCUGGGACACAUGUGGGCAAUGGUCAAUGGAAUCUCCAUGGCCAACCGGGAUAAGACUGUGCUCCUACUGGGCUCGGACGGGUCCCAGCAAGAAGGAAAUGACGCCGAAGCAGCCCGGAUCGCUGUUGCCAACAACCUCAAUGUGAAGCUGUUUAUCGACAACAAUGAUGUCACGAUUGCGGGUCAUCCGUCGCAAUACCUGCCGGGGUACACUCUUGAGCGCACCCUCCAAGGCCAUGGGCUCAAGGUCAUCCACGCACAGGGAGAGGACAUCGAUUCGCUGUAUGCCGCCAUGUGCGAGACCAUCAACGCUUCAGGACCAGCCGCCGUCAUCGUCAACCGGAAGAUGGCCCCCGGAAUUGAGGGCAUUGAAGGAACGACGAAGGCUCACGAUGUCAUCCCUGUCGACGCCGCCCGUAAGUACCUGACCAAGCGAGGCUACACCCAAGAACAGCUCGCCUUCUACGAUGACAUCAAGUCCCUGCCAAACCCGCACCAGUACUGGGGAUCCACCAAGGACAAGGGAUCCAACCGUGUGAUUUUUGGCGAGGCCGUCAACUCUGUUCUGGAUGAGCUCAGCAAGGAGGAGGCUGCGCGUCGGGUCAUGGUCAUUGAUUCGGAUCUCGAAGGCUCUACGGGACUGAAGGGUAUCCACAGCAGUCACCCCGAGGUGUUUGUCGCGUCGGGUGUCAUGGAACGCGGAAACUUCUCCGCCGCCGCCGGCUUCGGCUUUGGCAGCAAUGGGGAGCGCCAGGGAGUCUUCUCCACGUUCGCCGCCUUCUUGGAGAUGUGCAUUUCGGAAAUCACCAUGGCGCGGUUGAACGGCUGCAGCGUCCUGUCUCAUUUCUCCCACAGUGGUGUGGACGAGAUUGCCGACAACACAUGCCAUUUUGGCCUGAACAACUUCUUUGCCGAUAACGGAUUGAUGGACGCUGAGAGCACCGGCUUGUACUUCCCCGCCGACGGAGAACAGAUGAAAGCCGUCGUGCGAAAGGUGUUCUGGCAGAAGGGCCUCCGGUUCAUCUUCUCCACUCGCUCCAAGACGCCAUACAUUCUGAAUGAGUCUGGCGAUGAGAAACUCUACGGCGGAAACUACGAGUUCGUACCCGGCAAGGAAGAGUUCAUUCGCCGCGGCUCGGCCGGAUAUGUCAUCUCGUACGGAGAUAUGCUGUAUCGCUCUCUCGAUGCCGUUGAGCGCUUGCGGAAGGAAGGCUUGGACGUUGGUCUCGUCAACAAGCCGACGCUCAAUGUGGUCGAUGAGGAGGCCAUCAAGGUCUACGGCUCGUCUCCUUUUGUCGUGGUGGUUGAGUCGUUGGCCCAGAAGACCAGCCUUGGCUCUCGGCUUGGUAGCCAUCUCCUUGACCGCAAUCUCACUCCCAAGUACCGAAUGAUGGGGGCCGUGAAAGAAGGCUGUGGUGGACUCUAUGAACAAGUAAAUGCUCAAGGACUCGGACCAGAUGAUAUUAUCCGCGUCGUGAAGGAUGUUGCCCAGAAGGAUUCAUGA
Aspergillus terreus NIH2624 is the source of this 1932-nucleotide messenger RNA. RefSeq lists its product as uncharacterized. The record is from RefSeq and is a predicted model, not a curated record. Lineage: Eukaryota; Fungi; Ascomycota; Eurotiomycetes; Eurotiales; Aspergillaceae. Gene Ontology annotation, molecular function: catalytic activity. The coding region runs from base 1 to 1932 and encodes 643 amino acids. The transcript has a single exon.